AACGGUGCAGUAAAAUUUCCCCAGAAUUUGUUUCUCUGAACAACUCACUUCACGAUAUCAGGCACACACAUAGAAUCAACCACCACGCCAGUAAACCAACACAUCACGCCUCGCUGCCUCUCUACUGUCAAGUCAACUUUUCUGCUGGAGGACGAGCAGUAUCAAUUAAGGCAGCGCAAAGAGACACGUGAUUGCGGGAUACAAAGUUUUCUCCUGGGACUCGAGGGGACUCAUACCAAUCUUUCACCACUUACACACACAACUCUCAACAUCUCAGCCGGAACCGGUCCACCACCACCACCACCACCACUCACCUCCUGGCCUCAUACACCAAAUCACUAAAUCAACUCAGCCAACCUCACAUAACAACCUGAAACGGCCAAAAUGUCCCAACCAACCCUCUACGAAAUCCUCUCCCUCUCGCCCACCUCCGACCUCACACCCGCCUUAAUCAAACAAGCCUACCGCCGCGCCCUCCUCACCCACCACCCGGACAAGUCCACUCAACACUCCCACCAAAAGCAACAGCAGUCCACCCCCAAUGCCAACCCCAACCCCAGCUCCAACUCCAACUCCAACGGACACUCAAAACCCCUCUACACAAUAGACCAAAUCUCCCAUGCCUACACCACCCUCUCCUCUCCCUCCCUCCGGACCCAAUACGACGCCGCCCUUCGCACUGCUUCCCGCUCUUCCUUUACCUCCUCCCACCAUGCCAGCAGCCAUGCCAGGGAACAAGAUUUCCAAACGGGUAUCGACACGAUCGACCUAGACGAUAUGGUUUUCGUUGAGACAGAUAAUAAUGGGAAAGACACGUGGUACCGCUCCUGCCGAUGCGGCAACGAGCGGGGUUUCGCUUUGACGGAGGAAGAUCUGGAGGAGAAUGCGGAUUUGGGGGAGGUGUUGGUUCAGUGCGCGGAUUGUACGAUUUGGUUGCGGGUUUGUUAUGUUGUUGCUGAGGAUGAGGAGGGGGAGGAUGAAGUCGAGGAUGAGCAGGAGGGCGAGGAGGGGAAGAGGUAGUUGGGUGGCAUGUCUAGGAGGACUCAGAAGGUGGUUGAUUGGGAACGCCGAGGAGGGAGCGGGCGGGGUUGGAAGGGAUCAAUGAAGUAGAGGAGGGGCUGUGGUGGUAUUGAGGGAUACGGCAUCACAUAUGUAAUAAGCGAUGAGUUAAAGUUUGACAGGGAACGUUGAUGUUGAUAUGCUCACUCAAAAAGAUACCCCAUGUACCAUGAUUUGCAGCACCACCGGCUCAGAGGGAGGUAGAAGCAU
Molecule: messenger RNA, 1269 nt
Organism: Neurospora tetraspora
Lineage: Eukaryota; Fungi; Ascomycota; Sordariomycetes; Sordariales; Sordariaceae
Exons: 1
Coding region: 385-1020 (211 amino acids)
Source: RefSeq, a predicted model, not a curated record